UAUUUCUGCAGUUUGAUUUGAAGCAUUGUUAUUAAGAUGGAGGACAAAGUGGUGCUUUUGGAUUUUUGGCCAAGCUCUUAUGGGAUGAGAGUGAGGAUCGCUUUGGCUGAGAAAGGGAUCAAAUAUGAGGCCAGGGAGGAGAACUUGGCAGACAAAAGCCCUCUGCUUCUAGAGAUGAACCCCCUUCACAAGAUGAUCCCUGUUUUGAUUCACAAUGGAAAACCCAUUUCUGAAUCCCUCAUCCUUCUCCAGUACAUUGAUGAGGUUUGGCAUCACACGUCUCCCUUGCUCCCCUCUGACCCUUAUCAAAGAUCCCAAGCAAGGUUUUGGGCUGACUAUAUUGACAAAAAGAUAUACAGCCUGGGCAAGAGAGUGUGGAAGGAAAAAGGGGAAAAGCAAGAGGCAACAAAGAAGGAAUUCAUAGAAGGUUUGAGAACCAUAGAAGGUGAGCUUGGAGACAAGCCUUAUUUUGGCGGAGAAGACUUUGGGUUUGUGGAUGUGGUGCUUGUUCCCCUCACCAGCUGGUUUUAUUCCUUUGAGAUCUGUGGGAAUUUCAGCAUAGAGGCUGAAUGUCCCAAGCUUGUUGGUUGGGCCAGAAGGUGCAUGGAGAGGGACAGUGUGUCCAAGUCACUUCCUCACCCUCAGAAAAUCUAUGCUUUUGUCUUGGAACUCAAGCAGAAAUAUGGGUUGUGAAUUACAGAUACCAAUCAAUCAGAAUAAGAAUUUGUCACA
Messenger RNA from Prunus mume (Japanese apricot), 732 nucleotides. Its product is annotated as putative glutathione S-transferase parA. The record is from RefSeq and is a predicted model, not a curated record. Gene Ontology annotation, biological process: glutathione metabolic process. Gene Ontology annotation, molecular function: glutathione transferase activity. NCBI's taxonomy places the organism in Eukaryota, Viridiplantae, Streptophyta, Magnoliopsida, Rosales, Rosaceae. Gene Ontology annotation, cellular component: cytoplasm.